This is a messenger RNA of Exserohilum turcica Et28A, 1397 nucleotides long. RefSeq lists its product as uncharacterized. The coding region runs from base 32 to 1132 and encodes 366 amino acids. The transcript is spliced from 4 exons. Gene Ontology annotation, molecular function: proton-transporting ATPase activity, rotational mechanism. Gene Ontology annotation, cellular component: proton-transporting V-type ATPase, V0 domain; fungal-type vacuole membrane; vacuolar proton-transporting V-type ATPase complex. The record is from RefSeq and is a predicted model, not a curated record. Gene Ontology annotation, biological process: vacuolar transport; vacuolar acidification; proton transmembrane transport. Lineage: Eukaryota; Fungi; Ascomycota; Dothideomycetes; Pleosporales; Pleosporaceae.
GCGACGGCAGACUGCUGCCAGCAUCAGCAUCAUGGAGGGCCUUUACUACAACGUCAAAUACGGCUACAUCGAGGGCAUCGUGCGCGGCUACCGCAAUGCGCUGCUCACCAGCCAGAACUACAGCAACUUGACCCAGUGCGAGACCAUCGACGAUGUCAAGCUGCAGCUUGCGCCUGCAUAUGGCGACUUCCUCAACUCGCUGCCGCCAAACCCAUCGACGUCUGCCCUCGCCGCGAAGACCACGGACAAGCUGGUGGCCGAGUUCCGCUAUCUCCAGGCCAACGCGACCGGCUCGCUGUCCAAGUUUAUGGAGUACCUGACGUACGGAUACAUGAUCGACAACGUCGCGCUGCUGAUUACGGGUACGCUGCAUGAGAGGGAUACGCGCGAGCUGCUGGAGAGAUGCCACCCGCUCGGCUGGUUCGAGACCAUGCCGGUGCUGUGCGUCGCCACCAAUAUCGAGGAACUCUACAACUCGGUCCUGAUUGAGACGCCGCUUGCGCCCUACUUCAAGGGCUCGCUCAGCCACCAGGACCUGGACGAACUGAACAUUGAGAUUAUCCGCAACACCCUGUACAAGAACUACCUCGAGGACUUCCACCAGUGGAUCAACUCUUGCCCCGAAAUCGCAGGAACCCCAACCGCAGAUGUCAUGUCUGAGGUCCUGGAAUUCGAAGCCGACCGCAGGAGCAUCAACAUUUCCCUCAACUCCUUCGGUACCGAACUCUCCAAGGCUGAGAGGAAGAAGCUGUACCCAGAGCUUGGCAAGCUGUACCCCGAGGGCACAUUGAUGCUAUCAAGAGCCGAUGAUGUGGAGGGCGUGCGCAUCGCGGUUGAGAGUGUCGCGGACUACAAGAUGUUCUUCGACCAGACUGGCCUCAGUCAGAGCAGCAAUGGCGGCGUGGGUAACAUGGCUGGUGGUGUUGGUGGCGAGACACGAAGCUUGGAGGAUUUGUUCUACCAAAAAGAGAUGGAGAUUUCGAAGCUUGCCUUCACCCACCAGUUUACUCACGCCAUCGUGUACGCAUGGGUAAAGCUACGGGAACAGGAGAUUCGCAACAUCACAUGGAUAGCCGAGUGCAUUGCGCAGAACCAGAAGGAGCGCAUUGGCAACUACAUCAGCGUGUUCUGAGCCAGUAGUUCCUUGUAGUAAUAGCAUGUUUGGGUCCAAAUAGGAAUGACUCGCGUGGCGUUAGGGUUAGGUUCGUAUAUCCAGUUUGUUAGAUUGUGCAUGGUUAUGUGCAUGACCUGUCCAUACGUGCCUUCAUCCAUGCAAACGUGUAUCCGCUUUCGUCCGUCUAGGAGACUGUGGACUGGACCCUGACGAAUCGCGUCCUCGAUUCGCUAUAGAAUUUCCUUUGGUGAUAUUUGUGCUUAAAUUUACAGCUCAAUCUUGC